AUGAACCCUCGACAGGUCAAUUCACCAAAAGUACCCAAUCUGCUCGGAGCCGUGAACAAUCAGCGUUACCGUGGAGCCACCGACCCUCAAUCCACUAACCUUGGAGGAAAUCAGCAAAUUCGGCCAGCCCCAUAUCAACCAGUUCUCAAUCAGCAAUCAUCCCAGCUCACAGGCAUGAAUCCUCCAAAGGCCUAUGCGCAAGCUCUAGCCCAGCCUACGCCUCCCGGGCUCACGCCAAUCCGCCGAGACACCAAGCUUCAGGUAGACAAUUUCGAGGACCGAAGAUUCGUCUUCUUCGAGGUAAUUCGUUCAAAAUACACGUGGGCAGCGCUGAACAAUCCAUAG
Bacidia gigantensis is the source of this 345-nucleotide messenger RNA. RefSeq lists its product as uncharacterized. NCBI's taxonomy places the organism in Eukaryota, Fungi, Ascomycota, Lecanoromycetes, Lecanorales, Ramalinaceae. The transcript is spliced from 2 exons. The record is from RefSeq and is a predicted model, not a curated record. The coding region runs from base 1 to 345 and encodes 114 amino acids.